Penaeus monodon (black tiger shrimp) is the source of this 3663-nucleotide messenger RNA. RefSeq lists its product as uncharacterized. Gene Ontology annotation, biological process: cell-matrix adhesion. The transcript has 10 exons. Bases 209 to 1405 code for a protein of 398 amino acids. Gene Ontology annotation, cellular component: basement membrane. The record is from RefSeq and is a predicted model, not a curated record. Lineage: Eukaryota; Metazoa; Arthropoda; Malacostraca; Decapoda; Penaeidae.
GAUUGUGUGUCAGUCCUGUUACGCUGAAGUACAGUGACGUUCAACUUAACCUGAAAGCAUAUAUGACGGGUACAUCCUUAUACUGGAAUAUCUAGUGUUUUUUUUGUGUGCAAGAGAAACAGAAGAGAAAGAAAAUAAAAGGCGUUGAAAACAUAGACAGGUACAUUCCCUGUGAUAAAGUUGAGGUGAAACGUACUAGCGAGGCGCAAUGUCCCGAGCCCCGGCAUCGCUUCGCCUCCUGGCUCUCGCUCUCGUGGUCGCUUGGGGCCGCGGGGAUUACUUGGCUGACAGCAUCCUGUGCGACGAUAUAGAAGCUAUAUGUAUUUACGACGAUUUGCCUUACGUGACCAACGAUACCGUUUGUGGAGACAAACACCAGUUCCUGAAUCCUGCAAGGUGCAACUGCGGGUCGAUGUGCAUAAAGUACCUUGAGGAGGGAGAGGAGUGUUUCAUGAAGUCGCUGAUCUCGUUCCCCCACAAUCUGUGUGGGCCCAGCCUGGAGUGCAUCCCCGUGGACGGCGAAAAGGGCCACUGCAUGCGAAAUCCUGCCAGAAAGUGCCUUAAUGAAACACUGAGCUAUGAAGCAGCCCAAGAAGAAGGAACACUUGGACCAGGAGAAUAUAAACCAAACUGUGAUGAGUUUGGGCGUUAUGCAGGCAGACAGUGUAGUCCUGGAAGCACGUGUUACUGUGUGAAUACUGAAGGUGAAAGGUUGUUUGGGGAAGCUCCAAUUACAGAAAAAGACACCAUGGACUGUGCUUGUGCCUCAUAUUGGGAAGAAACUGAAAGCAGAGGCCUGAACAUGGGACUUCGCUGUCUCCCAAAUGGAAACUUUGAUACACUACAAUGUGCUGAUAAAAUGUGUUACUGUUUCGACCCCCAAACUGGGUCCAUUUCCUUUGGACCUUUUCCUGAUUACAUGAUGGAAGAUUUGGUGUGCUAUGAUGAAGCAAUACAUGGCAGCAUAUACAAACGUCCUUGUGAACUGGCCUUGGACGAGUGGGAGAGUCAGGAAAGCAGUGAAGUGGUCACCAUCCAGGAAAGUGCUAGGCCAGUGUGUACACAUGAUGGCUACUAUGCUGCAGUUCAGUAUGAAGAAGGUUAUGCAUAUUGUUCAGAUUUUCACGGAAGGCAAAUUGAAGAUUUUAAACAAGAAAUUUACCUGUCAGAUGGUCUCAGCUGCAACUGUGCAAGACGUCGUUAUAUCAUGGAAGAAAAUGGCUUGGGGUCAAACAAGCCUAAGUGCUGCCCUAAUGGUGAAUACAAACCCCUGCAAACUAGAGGUCUACUAGCAUACUGUGUUGAUACUAAUGGAAACCAGUAUGGCCCUGCAGUUGUGACGACAGACAUCACCUCGUUACCCUGCUAUUCAGAAGAACCAUGCCCCACAGUCAUGGAAUAUUAAACAGGUUUUAAUAGCACCAGCUUAUUGAAAGUGACUAAAUGCUUUGUGAUUCUGCUGUUUAUGUUGUGAAAUGUUUAGACUUAAUAGAAGUACUUAACAGUUUGAAAGGAGAAACACUUCAAACUGGGAAAGACUUUUGCUUUUUUAAAUCUUAUUUCUAAGAUACUGUAUAUAUCAGGCCUUUUUUAAUGAAUGUACAAAAUAACUUGAGGGACAGAAGAGCUCAGAAAAAAAGGCAAAAUAAUUUUACAUGCUUUACAGAUGCCAUUGCCUCAUCAGCAUGUAAUUUUCAUUUCCUUUCCUAUCCAAAAUUAGAUGCACUAUCAGAGUGUUCUUGAACAAACUAUGAGAAAUUUCUUUUAUUUAUGCCUGAAUUACAGUUUAUCAUCUAUCUUUGCUAUUUGACAUGUACUACAAUUAACAAAGUACGAUAUAAUUGAUUUACUAGCUAUUAACUAGAUAUAAAACAGAAACUCUUCUCAUGAGCAUCACUGAAACAGCCAUCAUACUUUGCUGCUGAGACCUUUCCAUGAUAUAAAUGUAAUACUGUUUAUCAUUCUGUAGAACAUGGUCAGCAGUUCCCUUCCUUUUUAAUUCUUAGAUAAUUAGUUAAGAUAUAUUAUUGUAUUACAGAUUUUAAUAGCCAUUUAUGUUAUUCUCUAGUAUAUGUACAUUUACAUUUCAAAGAUACUGUUAUGUGACUGAUUCCCAUAUCCUUAUGAUCUAAGUUGUUUCUUUUACUCCCAACUGACUCUUCAUUAUUUAUCAGUAUUUCUUUCAUCCUAUAUUUUAACAGAUCAGGCAAAUACAAAGGAAGAAGAUUAAAUAAUCAAUGAAGAAUAUUGAAAGACAACUGCAAAAUCCCAUACUAUUUUCAUUGUUACAAAUGUUUAUCAGGUGUGCAAUAUAAUAUACAUAUAAUAAAUGUUACAUGACUAAUAUCAAAAAAGGUAUACUUAAACUAAAGUUCAACAAAGCAUAUAUUUCUAAAUAUUAUGCAAAAUAAUCAUACCAUUAAUAUCAAUAGUUUUCAUAAGUGUGAUCUACAGUGUCAUCAUAACUAAAAAUGUCCAAGCUCUUCUGAAUUCAAACUUUAACAUGUUAGUCUCAUAUACAAUCUGUGUGAUCUGCUAGUUUCUAAAUAAGAAACAGGUAUUGGCAUGUCUAAAGGAAAACAAAAGAAGUAAAGUGCAUUUACUAAAAUCUUUAUUCAAACACUGGUUGUGUAAACAUAGCAAAUAUGAUUAUCCUGUGAAUUUAUCAUCAUAUUCUAUCAUCACUUGUGUGCGGAAGUCCUCAAAAAUGCACUGUAAGACAUGCAAUCUUAAGGAUACCUUGAGCAGAUGGUUAUAUUGAAAAUGAAAAUGACCAAUGGAAUACAUCUGUUAGCCUGGCUUCUAUAUGGAAACUGUAUUACCUGUCUACUUUGAUACCAUUAGAACAGCUGAUGGAACCAGGCCUGAAAAGAAAGAAAAGAUAAAGUUAAAACCGUAUAUUUUCAUUUUCAAGUAAUUCCUAAAAUAAUUGAGAAUUAUUACUAAAUAAAACAUUGGUCUUAUUAGUGGAAAAUAAAAGGUGGUUUUAAUACUCUAUAUUCUACACAGAGAAAUAUUUCAGUUUCCAAGUUUGAUCUUACUGGACACUACAGAAACCAAAGACUCUCCAAACUAUUCUCAUCAUUCCAUAUAAAUUAUUACUGAAUGACAUCAAGAGUGAGAUAAACAACAACUGAGAAUACUUACAAAGCUGGAAGUGUCAGGCCCAGUGUUGUCAUGAACCAAUUGAGUAAUGAAUGAUUUACCCUUUUUCCUAUUUCAUACACAACUAUGUCUUGUGAAGGUUUGUAAUGUUAAAAUCAUGAGUGUGUGGAAGGUGACAUUAAUAAGUGUAGCUAAUCAUACAUUUGUGAUAAUUUAUGCAAUCUUUAAAUUUGGAUAAUUAAAGAACAUUUUAUUGUUACUAAUACCUAUGGAUACUGAACUAUGUAUUAUGCAAUCAUAUCCAUUUCAUAUAUCCACCACUGUGAUUAACAAAGUACUCUGUGUGGGAUGUGAUAUGUAAUUAUUUUUUUUAUGAUUCUAUUCACUAACUUAGUAGUAGGUUAUGACCACUUGCCAUGCAUUUGCAAUCCUCACUGAAGACAUUGGAGCUAAGCCAAUUCCAAAAAUUUAUGUGACUAAAGUAAUUGGCAAAAAUAUUCACUGUUCCAAUUAAGUCAGCUAUUGGAUAAAUGAAUAAAAAUGUACCUUGAAAAUGGA